Messenger RNA from Sinocyclocheilus rhinocerous, 2207 nucleotides. RefSeq names its product LIM/homeobox protein Lhx1-like. Gene Ontology annotation, cellular component: nucleus. Gene Ontology annotation, biological process: regulation of transcription by RNA polymerase II; neuron differentiation. Gene Ontology annotation, molecular function: DNA-binding transcription factor activity, RNA polymerase II-specific; RNA polymerase II transcription regulatory region sequence-specific DNA binding; zinc ion binding. Bases 185 to 1402 code for a protein of 405 amino acids. NCBI's taxonomy places the organism in Eukaryota, Metazoa, Chordata, Actinopteri, Cypriniformes, Cyprinidae. The record is from RefSeq and is a predicted model, not a curated record. The transcript is spliced from 5 exons.
AGAAGUGGUGAAUAUAAUUAAAACUUCUUGAUCUUUUCCUUUCGAACCUGUUCGCAAAGACUGACUUGGAGCAUCCUUCAGCGUUACAACACUUUCCCUUCUCUCUUUGGAAAGAGAGAAAACAGGAGCAGACUCUCGGGUUGUGGACACCACGGCAGUAACUGUGGGAGCACAUCCAAAGACAAUGGUCCACUGUGCGGGCUGCGAGAGGCCUAUAUUGGACAGGUUUCUCCUUAAUGUUCUGGACAGAGCAUGGCACAUCAAGUGCGUACACUGCUGCGAGUGCAAAUGUAACCUAACAGAGAAAUGCUUCUCUCGAGAAGGAAAACUGUAUUGCAAAAACGACUUCUUUAGGCGCUUUGGAACAAAAUGCGCAGGUUGUGCUCAGGGGAUCUCGCCGAAUGACUUGGUCCGGAAGGCACGGAGCAAAGUGUUUCAUCUGAACUGCUUCACAUGCAUGAUGUGUAACAAGCAACUAUCCACGGGGGAGGAAUUGUACAUCAUAGACGAAAAUAAAUUUGUCUGUAAAGACGAUUAUUUAAGCAGCACGAACGGAAAAGACACCAACCUCCUUUCAGUUACAGCUUGCAGUGAUCCUAGUUUAUCGCCAGAUUCGCAAGACCAGCUACAGGACGAUGUUAAGGAUGCGGAAAUCGCAAACUCAUCGGACAAAGAAACGGGUAACAAUGAAAACGAUGACCAGAACCUCGGAGGCAAACGGAGAGGACCGCGUACCACUAUUAAAGCAAAGCAACUGGAGACACUGAAAGCGGCGUUCGCGGCGACCCCCAAACCAACCAGACACAUCAGGGAGCAACUGGCGCAGGAAACGGGUCUCAACAUGCGAGUUAUUCAGGUAUGGUUUCAGAACCGGCGGUCCAAAGAGCGGCGCAUGAAACAGCUGAGCGCGCUCGGCGCGAGGAGACACGCGUUCUUCCGGAGUCCGAGAAGAAUGCGAACGCUCGUGGACAGACUCGAGCCUGGAGAAUUAAUUCCAAACGGCCCGUUUUCAUACUAUGGAGAUUAUCAGAGCGAGUACUACGGUCCAGGAGGGAAUUACGACUUCUUUCCACAAGGCCCCCCAUCUUCGCAGGCUCAGACUCCUGUAGAUCUCGCUUUUGUUCCAUCGUCAGGACCCACCGGUACCCCACUAGGGGUCAUGGACCAUCCUAUCCCCGGCCACCAUCCAUCCAGUGAAGUACAACGCUUUUCAGACAUCAUGUCUCACCACCCAGGGGACUCGCCCAGUCCAGAGCCAGGGAUACCUGGACCCCUGCACAGUAUGUCCUCAGAUGUUUUUGGACCCAGUCCGUCCUUUACAUCCAUCCCCCUCAACGGCAGCGGAUACAGCAACCACCUCUCCCACCCUCCGUCAGAAAUGAACGAGGGCACGGUCUGGUAGCUUCUGUGAACGGACAUUUCAGCAGAGGAGGGAAGGUGGGAACAGGGACACUGGCCGCACAUUCUGGUUAUCAUUUUUGUCUUUUCCCCACCGUUUUUCCAUGUCAUAAAUGUGGUUGGACAGCUCACAGAGACAGCAGCAGAGGGCAGCAUGGGCAUUGACAUUUCCCUUCUUCAACUUGUUGUGUUGAUGUUCCAUUUCCUUCUUUCUUUCUUUAUCCCAAGUCCGAACUCAAGAAGAGAAAGAAUUGAUACUGUUGACCCGGGUGCUGUAUGAACUCUAUGAGCUACAAGGCCCAGAGUAGCAGCGUCCCUCCAGAAGCUCAAUGCGUACCACCAGUUAAACCGCCGCUCUAAAAACAGCGAUUGCGACACAUUAACAGCGUCAGCUACCGUCAAAGACUUGUCAGCUUUACAGAGAAACACCCAAGGCGGCUGAUCUAACGCUAACCUGCAAUGUUGACUCCAGGAAAGAUCUAAGCCGUCAGACUAAUUUAUUUAUUUGAAAACUCCUCAGACCUCCUUGCCUUUCAAGGCUCUGCCAUACUGACACUUAAACAUCCUUUUCGACACUAAAUAUGUUUCUGAAGGCCAGGGAGAAAAAGCUUUUUUUCUCGUUCUGGACAUAUCUUGUUUUUUUUCCCCCAAGAAUUCCACCAAAUCUGAAGAAGUUAGCCUUCAAAAGGCAAAAUGUUAAAAUGCGUAUGGAUGGUGAACCCUUUAUUUAAUGGAAGAGAACUUGAAAUGUUGAUAAAUGAAGUCUACCUUCUAAAAUUAUUUUAACAAGGGUCUGAAAGAGACAUAGA